Messenger RNA from Folsomia candida, 2466 nucleotides. Its product is annotated as canalicular multispecific organic anion transporter 2. The transcript has 10 exons. The record is from RefSeq and is a predicted model, not a curated record. NCBI's taxonomy places the organism in Eukaryota, Metazoa, Arthropoda, Collembola, Entomobryomorpha, Isotomidae. Gene Ontology annotation, cellular component: membrane. Gene Ontology annotation, molecular function: ATP hydrolysis activity; ABC-type transporter activity; ATP binding. Bases 1 to 2091 code for a protein of 696 amino acids. Gene Ontology annotation, biological process: transmembrane transport.
AUGGAUGCCUUUUGCGGAUCAACGUUCUGGACGUUGGCAUUUUGCUUAAUGGUACGCCUACAACGGGAAGAUAUAAAAUUCUCCUGGAUUCAGAUAUUAUUUUGGACUCUGUCCCUUAUCGUGGAAGGAAUUCUUUUAAGAAGUGCCGUAAUUAAAUGGGAUGAAGUUCAAGACUCGAUUAUUAGAAAAGCAUACUUGCUAAGCCAAGAAAAGACAAUGGACAAUUUAGCCCAAGAUCCGACAAUAUUUAAUUUUUGGAUGGAUACAAUAUUUUGGAAAUCCUUCCAGAAAAAGUCACUUCAAUUGAAACCAUUUGACUUAAAAGAAGCCUACUCUUAUGCUAACGGGCAUUUGAGUCAAACAAGUAUUAAUGGUCCUGAAAGCACGUCAUGUAACGCCAUUAAUUUACUUUUUGCCUCGUUUGGCAAGCAAUUCGCUAUAUCAGGACUGCAAAGAAUUUGUCAAGAACUAUUGGCAUUUGCUGCCCCAGAAAUUUUAAGGAUAAUGGUCACUCAUUUUACCUACACGAUGAACAAAACUACGUGGAAGGAUUACUUUUACGUCACCGCCUUAAUCACAUCCCUGAUAGCGAGGAACAUUUUAGGAUUAUUUUACUGGAAAAAUGUGACCGCAAUAUCUAUUAAGUGCAGGUCAAUGCUUCAUUCUAUCAUAAUUCAGAAAGCUUUAAGAAUUUCCAAUAUAGAAUCUAUAGACACGACCAGAAGCACUUUAUUAAAUAUAAUAGGGGCCGACUCUCAAAAAAUUUGUGACUUAAUUCCCCUUCUCCACACGUUAUGGAUUGCUCCAAUUCAAACAAUUGUUGCCACAUAUUUGCUCUACAACCUGCUUGGAUACCCCGCAUUCGCUGCUUUAUCCACAAUUCUCAUGCUGAUUUUAUUAACCACAUUUUUAAUGAGACAACUCAAAGAGAUACAAACCGACCAAAUGAAAGGGAAGGAUUCCAGAGUAAAAAUUGUUUCAGAAACGAUCCAAAACCUAAAAACUAUCAAACUGCAUGCGUGGAAUGAAGCUUUCCUAAAGAAAAUAGGACUAGCCCGACAAUUAGAGGUGGACUCAUUAUGGCGUUCUUUGACAAGAUUAGGCUGCAUGGUUACCUCAUUCACCGUAGCACCCGUCAUCGUAUUGCUGGUCGUACUGGUCAUGAAAUCUAGUCUGGAUGGGGAGUCAAUCAAUGCAGGGAUAAUGUUUGCGGCGUUAUCAAUCAUUAAUAUUAUUACAGUACCAUUAUUAACCGUACCAGCUCUUGCCAUGUUGUUGUCUCAAACUUCUGUGGUUGGUGAAUCUGGAUCUGGAAAAUCAUCCUUGUUACAAGCAAUGUUAGGAAAUAUGUUCAUUACUAAGGGCAAGAUCGAUGUCAAUGGGAAAAUUGCAUACGUUCCUGAAUCCACAUGGACCAGGAAGACCACCAUCAAAGAAAACAUUUUACUCCACAACCCCUUCAAUAAGCAGACGUAUCUCGACGUAAUAAAUGCAUGCGAACUUGACACUGACUUAUCUUGCUUGCCAAUGCGUGACGAUACACAAAUCCUAGAUAACGGGUCCAACCUAUCGGGUGGUCAGCGGCAGAGAAUUUCUCUCGGUCGUGCAGCUUACUCUGGGUCAGACAUCUACCUCAUGGAUCAGCCCAUGAGUGCCUUAGAUGGAAAAACGGCUAAUAAAGUUUACACGAAAUUACUAAGUUUGAAUGGAUUAUUAAAGGAGAAAACGCGCAUAGUUGCGACCGACUAUAGCGAAUUGAUUGCAGAUGCAGAUAUUGUACUACAAUUAGAUGACGGAGAAGUAAAGUAUUUCGGACCUAAUCGUACCAUUUAUAAGGAGCGGACUCGAUCCAAAUUUUGUGAAGAUGAUGAGACAGAUAUUUUGUCAAGUUAUGAUGUACAUCCUCAAUGUAACGAUAAUAGUGAGUUAUCAGAAUCUGUCAAGCCGACAGAGGAUCGGCCACCCGUUAAGAAAUCACUUUAUGUGUAUGAAGGGGGAGUAACAAGGUUGACCAUGGGGAUAACUUUGGUUAUUUGUUCAGUUGGUAAUCCUACUAAAUAUUUAAAGACUUUAGUGUUUGUAUGUGUCUAAUUUUAGAGAAGCCCUGUUGGUCUAGUGAGUAGAAUGGUAGUCUUCUGUCGCCACGCAGAGCUACCAGUUCGAUCCUAGCCAGGGAAGCUUCUUUAAGGACCAUGGCUCCAUUUUUACUACAUAUUACGGAUUAGUAAGGAAACGACGGGAAAUGUGGUUAUAAAAUAUGAGACAGAGGUCGUCUGCCUUCCCUUCCCGAACUCUCGUUAGUCUCAUUCUGGCAGAGGCAGAGACAAGAUGUUCACUUACACUAAUGUUUUUGAGUUUCGCGUGAAUAAUGCGACAAGGCAUAAUUUAGUCACCUAUGGUGUUAAAAAUUGCUUGAUUUUUUUCAGGAAAUUUCCUAUUUCUCAGCCAAAAAAUGGAAUUUGGUGA